CGCGGCGGCGCAGCCAAAAUGGCGGCGGGGGCGGCGGUGCUGGGCCGGGAAGGCGGGGAGGAUGCCUUCCGCCGACUCUUUCGCUUUUACCGGCAGCGUGACGCGGCGGACCUGCGGGGGGUAGUGGACUUCUCCGCGCCGGGUGGGCAGGUGUUCAGAUCACAGCUCAGUAUUUCUUCAGUCAGUGACCAAGAUGCCUGCAGGGCAGGAUUACAGCCAGUUAGCCGGUGGAAAGCCUACGGCCUCAGUGGGUACCCAGGGUUUAUUUUCAUACAAAACCCUUUCCUUCCGGGCUGCCAGCGUCACUGGGUGAAACAGUGUCUCAAGCUAUACACCCAGAAACCCAAUGUCUGCAACCUGGACCUGCACAUGGCUCCUGAGAAGACUGCUGAUCUGUGGGGGCAAAGCAAGGAAAAGCUGAGAAGGAAAGGUUCCAGUAAAUGUGAGCCCCGAAGCUUACUGGAGAAGCUGCGCUGGGUGACCCUUGGUUACCAUUAUAAUUGGGAUACCAAGAAGUACUCAGCAAAUCACCACACUCCUUUCCCCUCAGACCUCGCAUUCUUGUCAGAACAAGUGGCUGCAGCCUGUGGGUUCCGGGGUUUCCAAGCCCAAGCAGGGAUCUUGAACUAUUAUCACUUUGAUUCUUCACUGGGAAUACAUGUGGAUGAGUCUGAACUAGACCAUUCUCGGCCCCUUUUAUCAUUCAGUUUUGGACAGUCUUCCAUAUUUUUACUUGGAGGCCUGAAGCGGGAAGAGGCCCCGACAGCAAUGUUCAUGCACAGUGGAGAUAUCAUGGUGAUGUCUGGUUUCAGCCGUCUGCUGUACCAUGCUGUCCCCCGUGUCCUUCCUAACCCUGAAGGGACAGCUUUGCCUUCAUGCCUCAGCCAAGCACUUUCUUCAGACCUUCCUGUUGGCUCAGUCAUUGAGCACAGCUCUGAUGAGGAUUGGCAAGUCUGUGCCAAGUACUUGCAGUCUUCCCGUAUCAACAUGACUAUUCGACAGGUGUUGGCUGAAGGUCAGAAAUUUCCAGAGGAGUCUGGCACAAACACAAGGAGUCAGGCACCCUCUGAAGAUGGUCACCAUCAGGAGAACAGCAGAGCCAAGAGACAUAAACCAAAUAUUGACAGCUGAGACCCAAAGAUUGUGCUGACGUGGACUGAAUGGACAACCUCAAUUGUACCAGAAGUCUUUGUCUAUACAGGCAUUAAGAAACAACUGUAGAAUAAAAGCAGUCCUUGCUGCUGUAAGGAAGAGGUUGUGGUCUGGGACUUUCUGACCUGUAUGUCAGACUUGUAAGCUUGGUUCAGUUAUGUUUGUAAAAUAGUUUGAAAUAAUUGCGCAGAAAGUGCUACCAAAUGAUACAGUUGCUAUUUAUUUAAGAAGCUCAUCAGGCUAGUAAAGCUCAGCUGGAGUGCGUUAACAGAUGUGAGGGAGAGUAGGUUGCUACGAAACCUACCUGCAGCACUUCCAAGAGAAUUACUUCUACAGCAAAAACUGGCUCAGUGAUCAGAAACUAGCAGCUCCCUUGAGCAACACAUGGUAAGCUUUUUCUAGCCUUGUGCUCUCCUUUUGCCUGUUUGCAGCCCCUCAGCUGCAGCAGAAAAUGAUUUUGAGUGGAUCCAGACUUCUUGCAUACCUCAGAUUUUAAAGGGAAAUGACACGGGGCAAUAUUAGAAUACCAGUUGAGUCUCGUUCUAACAGACAGUAUGUCCUACACCCCCAUUCUUUCACAGCUGCUUCCUCUAAGUGCCUGCAGAUCAGGGUCCUGCAGCCUCAAGCUAGCAUCUUUUAAGUUACAGAAUGACUUCCAAGUAAAAGCAGUGAAGUUGUAGACUGAGUACAUAAAAAAGAAAUUUAUCAGGGAGUAUCUCUGUCACCUAAAGAUAAAUACAUUGAAACAAAGAAAAGUACUGGCUUUUGUUCUCAUUCUCUCUAAGACUCAGACCUUCCUAUCGGCUUUUUAAUGCAAUUUUAAUUGUUGGAGUGGAAUGCUCUAUCUCUAGGGUAUUUUGUUGCACUUUCCAAUGAAUAAACUUACUCAGUUUUUAAAUUAAAGAUCUCUAUCAGUCUGGGGCUUUUUUCUUUUUCCUUUUCUUUUUCUCCCUGUUAGUUAUUUCAAUGUAUUGUUCAUGCUGCUGCUGCAUCCCUUGUACUGUUUCCUCCAGGCAUCUUUUAGAUCUAUUGCUCUGCCAUCUGCCAGCUCUGGCAGAGAAGCCCUGUGUGUUUGUCUGCAGGGCCACUUUGCUUAGGAGCUCUUUCAGGCUUGUCGGGUAGUUCCUGAGGGGUGUGGGCUGUGGUAUCAAAGUCCAAUUUAGUAUGUAUAUGGCAUAUUUUCCUCACAGGGGUAAGUGUGAUUGAUCUGCUUAUUUCACUGCAGGUGAAUAUUUGUGUGUGCAUCUGUGCAAUUAAUUCCGUAUACAAUACUGCAAUGAGUUCCAGUAAUUUAAUGACCAAAAUAAUCAGAUAUGGUGUUUAGUAUCUCACUUCCAAAUUCCUUGCCAGCAGAGUGUCCUUUCUAUACCUCAGGUGGCUUUGGUGUAAUUACAGGUAUGCCCUAGGAGAGUGAAUACUGUUACAGAGAGAGGUUAGAAUAUGACCAGAAGAGAAAAGCUAACUGUCUGGGUAGGUCUCAGAGAACAGCAGAGCUCCCUUAGUGGCACCUCUAGAUGGGGACAGGGAGAGCAAUGCUUGUCUCCCUUACAGUGAGAAGGCAAACUGUUCUUAACACAGAAAGAAACAAAAAAUCUUCCUACUCCCUUAUCACUGAAGCUCAGAGAAGAUGGGAUGCAUGGAACUAGACAGUUAAAAACAAACGGGCCUGUUUUUUCUUUUCUGUAUGUUUUCUUAUCUGCUGAGGUUGAAGUACAUUUAUACUUUCAUUUCUUAAAUGACUUUGAUUCCCUACAAACAUGACAAAUGCCAAGCAAUUAUUUAUUCAACUAUUCAGUUGUUCCUGUGAUUUAAGAACAAGAAACCGUACUGUUUGAAAUUGUAGUAAAUGCUGAAAAACAGCAAUAGCAAUUGUUGAUGUCCAUCCAGGCUUUUUGUUUAGAUGUGGCUGUGCUGAAUACGUGAGUUACAAACUUGGAGUCAUGCUUAUUAUCUAGUGCUACUGUGAGAUACACUCAGUAUAAUUUUGUAUCAGACAUCCGAAAAAUGAAGAAUCCAAGAAGAAAAACCCAGGAAUGGGCAUAUCAGAAAUGACCCCCCAAAAAUAAAAUCAUCCAUGUGUGAAGACUGGAAUAUAAGAAGGGAGAACUUCCUGAAUAGCCAUUAAUAAUGGCAGCAUUAUAUUCACAGCAAACAGUAGAGUACAGAUGGGCAAACCACAGAACUUCUGCAAAUUAUAUUCCUGAGCAUGGUUUUGAAAAGGCGAUAACCCUUGGAAGACAGGGUAGGAAGGCUGCAACCAACAGGCACUCUGCUAAUUUUUACUUCAGGGCAGAAUGACUAGAAACCAGUGACCUAGUUAACACAACCCAUUAACAGGUUGUGGCGUUUACACUUUAUCUGUUAAGGUUUGCAAUGACACAACAGGAUUUUUAAUAGCCCAAAUUUUUAUAUCUACCAAUACCACAAAUAUUUGCUUCUGUUCAUACGGGUACAUGCAGAGAUCAUCUCUGUAGUUCUUUAUUCUUAGAAAGAAGCACUGCCCAAGGGCCACAAGCUCAAAUGCUUCAGUACCAUAGGUAUUGGUCUUCUAGGAUGCCCUGCUAUGUGCAGUUGAGGGGAAGGAAAGAAGAGGUAAUCCAGGCUGGCUCUGCAAGAAAAUGUAUGUAAUGAGCUGAUUACCACAGGAUAAUGAUGUGUUUAAUUCAAAGCCACCUGGAAAUAAAGCAUCUUGUUUAUGAUACGUA
This is a messenger RNA of Numida meleagris (helmeted guineafowl), 3857 nucleotides long. RefSeq names its product alkB homolog 1, histone H2A dioxygenase (gene ALKBH1). The record is from RefSeq and is a predicted model, not a curated record. Gene Ontology annotation, cellular component: nucleus; cytoplasm. Gene Ontology annotation, biological process: oxidative RNA demethylation. The transcript has 6 exons. Lineage: Eukaryota; Metazoa; Chordata; Aves; Galliformes; Numididae. Gene Ontology annotation, molecular function: broad specificity oxidative DNA demethylase activity; ferrous iron binding; oxidative RNA demethylase activity. The coding region runs from base 19 to 1131 and encodes 370 amino acids.